Molecule: messenger RNA, 1157 nt
Organism: Erigeron canadensis
Lineage: Eukaryota; Viridiplantae; Streptophyta; Magnoliopsida; Asterales; Asteraceae
Product: protein SODIUM POTASSIUM ROOT DEFECTIVE 2
Exons: 3
Coding region: 90-992 (300 amino acids)
Molecular function (GO): metal ion binding
Source: RefSeq, a predicted model, not a curated record
AUAGCUCAAAAGCACCACCAGCACCACUUAUUAUCAUUAGUUGUAAAACAACACUACAACACCAAAACAAAACUCAACUCUAACUCACAAUGAAAACUAUAGAUAUAUUCUGUGCUUCACAAGCUGCCAUCACCACCAUGAAUAAUUCCGACAUUGAUCACCACCAUCCUUCUUCCCCCAAUAAUAAUGGCGGCCGAGCAAUUGACCGCCACAACCCCAUCAUCCAAGACGAAAAACGACUCACAAAAACCUUACCAAUUAUCCCUCCUACUUCCAACACUCAUAACAACAAGAACAAAAACAAGACUAGACAACUUAAAGAAAAUAAGCAGGACCAAAAGUGCAAAAACAUCACAUUUGCGGACGAAAAUAGCGACCAACAAGUUAUUAUAAAUAAAAAUAGCCAUGUUGUAAAAAAACCAGGAAGUGUGUUGCUUGGAUGGGGAUGUACUAGGCCUGGUGAUUUUAUUAGUCCUGCGACUUCUUCGCGGUUUUUGUUGGCUGAUAAGGCUUUGUCUGAUCAGUUUGAUCCACUACUAGUGAAACAAGUUUCAAAUUCACCGGCUCUGCCCCAACCCCUGCCCCAAAAAAUAGAAAUAUAUGAUGGUGAAAAGUCUUUUAGGAAGAAAGAUGAUGGGAAUAUUCCAGCUACUUCUUCUCCUUCUCCAGUGAAAUCGCUCCCACGAUCUUCUUCCUCAAUAUCGUCUGAUCAACAGGUGGUUGUGUUGAGAGUGUCAUUGCACUGCAAAGGCUGUGAAAAGAAAAUGAGGAAACAUAUAUCUAAAAUGGAAGGAGUAACAUCUUUCAACAUAGACUUCAUGGCCAAGAAGGUAACAGUAGUCGGCAAUAUAACACCUCUAGCGGUACUAGCAAGCAUAUCAAAGGUCAAGAAUGCAAAGUUAUUGACACCGACAACGAUCUCAUCUUCAACGGUCCCUCAUAUGGACUCGAGUUUUUCCGAGAUCAAGAAACAAUUAGGACUUAUUGCAUGAAAUUUAUUAGGAGAUAGUGUAGGGUGGUCUUAAUCUUGGAUUAUUGUUUAUUAUUUGGUUCAUUUUCACUAUGUCGUGGACAUGAUUUGUGAUUUAGGUGAGGGUACACAACUUUUGGGUAUUUUGUGAUUAAAAAUAAGUAAAAUGAAUUGCAAUUGUCAUAAA